CAGCACGUGCUCGCGCUGCUUUACCGACGCGUUUAGGAGUUGUCAAAUGAACGCAGUGUUAUUUUAUGAAUGUAAACAAUCCUAAUAGCGCAACACUGUAAAUAUCCGAUCAAAUACCGAAAUAUUAAAAUGUCCGCCACGCCGGACCGCCUGAACGUCUCCAAAACCCGCCUUCAAUCACCCCGUACGCCGGCGUCCCCUUCCGGCAGCACGGUAGGUGCCUCACGCGUAUCGGAUGCGGUCGCCAAGUUCCUUGAACUGUUCAAAAAGUGGCAAUCCACCGUCCAAAAGGGCUCCCAGUACUGCAACGCCAUCGAGAGCGUCAAAAAGGGUGUGCUGGAUGCGGGAUCCGGGAAAGAACCGGAGGCAAAUCCAUACCCCGCGAACUUGGAGUUGUACUGUAAGAAUUUGUCCAUUUUGAACACGAUUCUGGAGGAUGUGCUGAACAGCGCCGAGACCCUGGUGGAACAGCUGAAGGUGCUGCACGUGCUGAUGAAGGAGGAGAUUGUUGGGCGGAGUUGGAGCUUGGGGAGGGUCAUCGAGGGAAUGCGAAGCGUUUGCGGCUGUAUGAGGUCGGAGUUGGAAGUCAGGAGGACGAUUGCCGAAAACAUUGGCCACUCUAUCACCUCAGCUGAACUAAUUUUGCACGUGUCAUUUUGGGAGCAGCUUUCAAGUAGAAAUGAUGCCAACUAUGUUUUAAUAAAAAUGCUGGAGAUGGAAUUUAAAAUUCCACAAUAG
This is a messenger RNA of Culex pipiens pallens (northern house mosquito), 738 nucleotides long. RefSeq lists its product as uncharacterized. The record is from RefSeq and is a predicted model, not a curated record. NCBI's taxonomy places the organism in Eukaryota, Metazoa, Arthropoda, Insecta, Diptera, Culicidae. The transcript has 3 exons. The coding region runs from base 130 to 738 and encodes 202 amino acids.